AUGCCCAUCUUUCGCCCCCCGCCCUCCUUGGACCUGUAUGCCCUCUAUCACAUGCUCCGGCUAGAGGUGCUGCACCCAAAGCUGCUCUCCUUUGCGCGCGAUGGACCCCUCCCGCUCAUGUGGAACAACCUGACCACCCGGUCUCAGCCGCUACAGCCAGACGAACUCGAGGCUGUUACCGGCCGCACUGCCCUCAUCGUGGGCGCGACAUCUGGUGUGGGCUUGGAGGUGGCCAAGAUCUUCGCUGCACACUGCUCGCGCCUGAUCAUCACAGCGCGAGACCCCGACCGCGGCGAACAGGCCCUCGAGGAAAUCCGCGCCAGCCACUCCGAUGAAAAGGGCAGCGCCGAAGCCCAGAUUGAAAUCUGGCCGCUUGACAUGGAGUCGUUCCGGUCGAUCCGCGAGUUCAGUCAGCGCCUACAGGACGACCUACCCUCGCUCGACAUUGCAGUCCUCAAUGCGGGCGUGUGGAACGUCCAGUUCACCCGGUCCAUCGACGAGAACGAGACACACCUACAGGUAAACUAUCUCGCGUCCUGUGCGCUAUCCAUCGCCGUCCUCGACGUCCUUGGCCGCGGCGACUCGACUUCCCCGGGACGCCUCCUGACCGUUACCUCCGAGGGCCACUCGCUCGAGGAGAUCCCCCCUUGGAAACGCGCCAGCGACGUCCUGCAGAGCUUCAACGACCCCGCCGCUUUAACCUGCUACGAGCGGUACCGACUCUCCAAGCUCCUCAGCAUGCUCUGGACGCACGAACUCGCGACCCUCAUCAACAGCAGCAACCGCGCCGCCGAGGGCUCGCCCCGCCGCGUCGAAAUCGCCUCCUUCACGCCCGGCGCAACCCAGACGCAAAUCUGCCGCGACCUGGGCGCGGGCCGCGUCGUGCGCCUGCUCGUCAGACUCUUUUGCCAGUCGGCUGAAGAAGGCGCCUGGACGUAUAUCCGCGCGCUGGCUUCGGAGGUGUACAGUGGGCUGUAUUUCUUCCGCGGGCGCCCGAGCGAACCUGCGGAUUGUGUCACCUCGAUCAAGCACCGGUACUUUCGCGAGGACCUCGUCAAGGAGACCCUUGCAAUGCUCGAGGGGCAUGUCGUGGUCCCGGAUGGUGUGCGCGAGAUGCUAUCGGGUUGUUGAAUUUGUUUCCGUCAAUCUCCGGUCUUAUUGUAUGGAUAUCGAUAUGGCUUUCGGCUAUCCUGGCCUGGUCGUUGGGCAUUUUCUACGCGUACGCGAAUCACAUAUUUUGCUUGGCUUGCCCGGAUUAUGACGUGGCUGUACUACGGGGAUUGAUAGUCUGUGUAACCAGGGCUGUGAUUUCUUGUCGCCCGCGGAUACCGAACGGGCCCCUCCCGCUGCAGCUCUGUCUCUCCCCAGACCACUUCUUUCUCUCGCCAAAGCCCAGCACAGACUCCAUCCGCU
Molecule: messenger RNA, 1413 nt
Organism: Aspergillus calidoustus
Lineage: Eukaryota; Fungi; Ascomycota; Eurotiomycetes; Eurotiales; Aspergillaceae
Source: the annotation of a GenBank genome assembly